UCUCCAAGCGUUCCUCGCUCGGCGCCCCGAACUACCUCCAACAGCAGUCUGCAGAAGUUGACCUAGUCACGGCACACCAGACGCGCGACUUCAACGCCUCAGCGUUCAUUCUCGACGAUGCGAGCUCACAGACUGCAAGCUCGAGAUGACGGGGUCGACUGUACCAGCGGCACCGGCGCCCACAGCUACACCGGCCUCCGGAUCGCCUCGGUCUUCAUCAUCCUCGCCACGUCCCUCUUCGGUGCUCUAUUCCCUGUCCUCGCUCGUCGACAUAGGAUCCUCGGGCUGUACAUUCCAGAGACCGCCUUCAAGGUCGCCAAGUACUUUGGCAGCGGUGUCAUCAUCGCAACAGCCUUCAUCCACCUCCUCGACCCCGCGACACAAGAGCUCACCUCUCCCUGCCUGUCCCCCGCAUGGCAAGAAUACCCCUACGCGAUGGCGAUCUGCCUCGGCAGCAUCUUCAUGAUCUUCAUCGUCGAGCUCGUCGCCUUCCGGUGGGGCACCGCCGUGCUCGCGAGGGUGGGGCUCGAGCACGACGCCCACGGCCACGGCCUCGCCACAGGCUCGCACUCUGCGCACGGCCCGGAAGUGCGGCCAGCCGGCGCAGCGGGCGCCGUCGCCCCCAACAAGCUCGAGUACGUUGACGUUGAGGACGCCCGCGGCGACGACCAUACAUUGGGCGACCCCGAGAAGGCGUCCGAGAAGCACGCCGCGCACGAACACACCCAUGAACAUGGCAUGCACGGCGUUCUCUCCGACUCGGCCAUCGCGCAGAUCAUCGGAAUCGCGAUCCUCGAGUUCGGCGUGCUGCUGCACAGUGUGUUCGUCGGCCUGACCCUUGCCGUCGACGAGGAAUUCAAGGUCCUCUUCAUCGUCAUCAUCUUCCACCAGACGUUCGAGGGGCUCGGGGUCGGCUCGCGGCUCGCGUACAUGGAGCUGCCCAAGAAGUACGCCUACGUGCCCGUCGUCGGCGCGGUCCUCUUCGGGAUCACGACGCCCAUCGGGAUCGCCGCGGGCCUCGGCGUGCGCUCGACGUACAACCCCGGCAGCGCGACCGCGAGCAUCGUCUCGGGCGUGCUCGACGCGUUCAGCGCGGGCAUCCUCAUCUACACCGCUCUCGUUGAGCUCCUGGCGCAUGAGUUUAUCUUCAACAAGGAGAUGAUCGAGGGGGACAACAAGCAGCUCGUCUUCGCGAUCGGGUGCAUGAUGCUCGGCGCGGGCCUCAUGGCGCUCCUCGGCAAGUGGGCGUAGGCUACUAUUGGGCUACUAGGCCCCGCUCUCAUAGUUCCCACGACCUGCGCCCGUUUUGGGGUCCACCGUCCACGACGCUCGCCGGGACGAGUCCAGAAAUGUGCACCAUGCAGAGUUCGCCCUUACCU
This is a messenger RNA of Rhodofomes roseus, 1379 nucleotides long. RefSeq names its product ZIP zinc/iron transport family. The record is from RefSeq and is a predicted model, not a curated record. The transcript is spliced from 6 exons. Gene Ontology annotation, biological process: zinc ion transmembrane transport. Gene Ontology annotation, cellular component: plasma membrane. Gene Ontology annotation, molecular function: zinc ion transmembrane transporter activity. Bases 118 to 1251 code for a protein of 377 amino acids. NCBI's taxonomy places the organism in Eukaryota, Fungi, Basidiomycota, Agaricomycetes, Polyporales, Fomitopsidaceae.